Penicillium samsonianum is the source of this 1202-nucleotide messenger RNA. RefSeq lists its product as uncharacterized. Lineage: Eukaryota; Fungi; Ascomycota; Eurotiomycetes; Eurotiales; Aspergillaceae. The transcript has 2 exons. The coding region runs from base 257 to 925 and encodes 222 amino acids. The record is from RefSeq and is a predicted model, not a curated record.
CAUCUCAAUAGGGUCAGCAUUUCAGUCAAUCGGCUCACCCUCGUCACCAUCGACUAAUCGACAACUGAUCAAGGCUAGAUAUACUAUAUCCCGCUGCCUGUCACCCGAUAAUUUGCUCCUUCUUCUUCCUCUAUAUUUCACACCACCCCCUUCGCAGCAUCGUGCUUUGAGUCAGCUCUGACCAAAGACCCCAAACUAAAUAUCGCCGUUUCAACUCCACACGCCAAUACCGACCUCCUCCCUCUUCAUCGCCAAAAUGGAAGCCUCCCGCCAACCCUCCACCAUCCCACCAGCCAAUCCCCCCAGUGUGGAGAUCGCUUACAAGCGCAAGUGCAUAGCGCUGAAGAAGCGACUUGCAGAAGUCGAGGCUGAAAAUGAACUCAUGCGCACCCGCAACCGCCGCGGCUCCCAAUACAUUCAGAAAAUGCGCCUGGAAACCUGCAUGCUUCUUGAGCGUCUGACAAAGGUUACCGGCAUGGCCGACGAGGCAAAGACUGGCUCCGCAAACCCGGAAUUGCGUGCCCGCGCCGCUGCCAUGAUGAAUCCUGCACAGGGCGGAGCUGGUGUGCUUCUGGAAGACGAUACCGAGGGUAGCUCCGAUGAGCAGCCGCGCACACCUGAGGAACGUCCGCUACGCGUUAAGCGCUCUCGCAAGUCCAACGCCACCGGCGCCGAUGGCCAGGAUGAUGAUCUCCCCGCUCAAGAUGGAAACCCCGAAUCUGCAGAUCCGGCUGGUGCAGCCCUGCCCCGGCUCGCGCCGGCUCCGACACAGGAGUCUCUUACUCACUCCUUCCGUGUGCAGACGGGCAGUGGUGGCUCUGCUGACCAGACUCCUGCUGCUGCUGAGGCUGGUCCUGAGUCUGGGACUACGCCAAUGGAUGUGGAUAAGGAGGAGAUUAAGGAGGCUAAGGUUGAGCAGUCUUAGUGACUGUGUUGUGUUUUGUCGUGCGUCUCCUUCUUUUCUUUCUUUGCUUUUUGGGCUUUGCAGAGUCGUGACUGGGACUCUCUGCAGUUUUGUUCGUUUUGAGGGUUUUAUGCAUCGGGUUCGGAUGCGGUGCUGGUCGACUUUGUUUCUAGGUUUUUAUUUUUGUUUCUUUUGGUAGGCCUUGAUUGGGCCUUUCCACUACUCUACGGUCUCCUGGCGUCUAUGUCUGAUAUGAAGUUAUUUCGAGAAAUCCCAUGCUGGAGCAUGGUUGAAGUAA